Messenger RNA from Colletotrichum destructivum, 3325 nucleotides. RefSeq lists its product as uncharacterized. The coding region runs from base 1480 to 3156 and encodes 558 amino acids. NCBI's taxonomy places the organism in Eukaryota, Fungi, Ascomycota, Sordariomycetes, Glomerellales, Glomerellaceae. The transcript is spliced from 2 exons. The record is from RefSeq and is a predicted model, not a curated record.
CUUUCACUCUGCAUCCUCACCUUCUCCUCCUCCUCUUCUUCUCCUACUUCCGGCAGACCGGUUCGCCUUGAUUCCGCCCCCCAGAGCUAGCCCUCUUUUUCUGAUUUUUUUCUUUCUUGUUCCUCCUCUACUUUGCAUUCUAACUCAAACCUCGCACCUGGUAGUGUAAGGUACCCCCUACCCGCCUGUACAGAGAACAGCGAGCGUACUGUGUACGUAUCAGACGGCGACCAUUGCACCCGAGAAAGUCUAGGUUCCCGCUGCUUCGGCCACUGCAACCACCGCCACAGAGUCAACCUUGAAAACAGGGAUUCCCUCUCUCUCAGUCUCCCACGUACACGCGCACGCGCACACGCACACGCACCACACCACACAGUGCACUGCGAGAGUGAAAAGGACUGAUAUCAUUCCUUUCCGGCUCCGUCCCUCCUCAGCUCAGCUAUCCGUACUCCGGCACAAACAAACGGUGUACCCUCUAGGCCCACCCCACCACCACCACCACCACCGCCUUUACCCCCAAGCUACAUACACUACGAUACCCUUUACUACUCUUGACCUGACCUGUCCGCCCUUGGCCCUUGGCCUUGACAUUUGACUUUCCAUCAACUUACACUACGAUAUCUAUCUAUCUGGACCCUGGUGGCCGUCUCUUCCACCACUUCAGUUCCAUUUCCUCCUCAACCUCCAGUCUCUCGCCAUACCACGAUACUCCAUUCAACCCAACGCCCACUAACUCACAUCGCAUACCAUCAGCCCGCGACGUCUCACGACAACACACGACGAACGACUUGCACUACUCAUCGCCACCGAAUUUUCGUCUUCCCUUCCUUGCGAUCUUUCUGCGUGCCGUUCCAACGUCGUCCAACUCUUGUAUGCGCGGUGGAGAAGCCUUGAUCGACCCAGCUCAACCACAACACAAGGACGCGCCCAUUUCCCUGCUCACUCCCACACUCCCUGAGGUUGACGUCCCCCCCUUUUCUACCCACCUGGUCCCGUUCUUUGUUCGUUGGUCCGCCUCAUCCCAACGCCUCUACCGCAACCGUUCAGAAGUAUCGUCGUGUCGACCAUCAUUCUUUUGUCGGUCGCCGUAGCGAUCGAUCCCACGUCAGGCACACUUACGAUCCAGGUGUGACGUGACACCCUGUGUUUUAUUGACUCAACCUGAGAAAACGGACUUGUCAAACUCGGAGCUGCACUACAACGGUCACCGGGCACCAUUCACAACCCCCUCAUUCUUCUGAUCAGCUGCAAGUAGAAGGAGACCCGAGAGCUCGACCGAUCAACUUUCGCACCUCUGACGCAUACGCGGGUUUAAACCACUUCUACCAGUGACGUUGUGUUUCGUCUUGAGAGAAACACAGAACACGAACACAGGAAACUGCCGCACAUCUAUCGACCUUGUUUGGCUGAACAAGACCGUUCCGAUUCAACUGCGCCUAUGCCUUCAUCACCACAGUCUAUCUCACUCAGAUAAUCAUCAUGUUUCUCCACUCGGGCGCCAGCUUGCAUGGCCACGAGUAUUCUAACAAGCCCUCCACCAAUGGUCCCCAGCCUGCGCGCAGACGGAUCCUUCUUCGUUCCUCAUUAGGUGCAUCACCCCUACCGCGAGCAUCUUUUUCUGCCGACGACACCGAAUCCGCCACCCAGAUCAUCAACCGCCGUCUGUCAUUACAGGGACCCUCGCCCUCUCCUCGGCCGAGUGUGCGCAGGAACCGGCCUGUUUCUGACCUUCUGCCACGGAAGGACCUUGUCGUGCGAUUCGAGGAAGAGCCCACCGUCGUGGUCGAGGAUUCGCACGGCCUCGAUGGUGUCAGCGAGGACGAGGGCAGCCUGGUGUCGGAGGUGAGCGACACGAGCACCGUCAUCAGGUCCAAGAGGUCGAGGAGGGCCGCAAGGCAAUGCACAAACUAUCUCCUGGCCUACCCGCCGCCGAAGCUACGCACAAAACAACGCCGAUUCGUUCAGAUCCGUCCGCGGCUGCUGCUCCAGCUGCAACAACUAUCCAGCGACAAGCGACCCAUGCCGGCCAUUGACGUCCUCCCUUCGAGCAUGAUUGCUGGCACCGUUAUCCUGCCCCGCCUGGCACGCCGAUUCCCCAAGAUGUUCAGGGUCAAGGGACAGCUGGGUAUGAACGGUCUCAUCUUGGCCAAAAGCGAGGACUACGACACGCCCGCCGACGACUCGGACGGCGACGAGAAGGAUCUGGACAAGAGAGAUCUGGUGGCUGUCAUCUCGCCCGUGGCGCGCAGAGAAGGCGAGAGGAGGGACUCAUCGGACCAGACGGAAAUUGUUCUCGCCGAUGGCUCAGUGUGGACGGCCACUCAGACGAGCAACGGAUCGUACGACUUUGUGCACGUCGAUGACGCAGGUCACGCGACGACGGCGAGAUGGGUUAGACGGAACGCUAGGCCGCUGCCCACCGCUACCUGCACGGCCGUCUCGACACCUGCGCCAGCCUCGGAAUACAAGUUCACCUUCAGCAUUCUCGACCCCGAGCUUCGGCGACAUCCCGUCAUGGCAACUUUGACGCCGACGAACCUCGAGAUCCUCGACAACUACACAACGGUGUCACAAUCGUCUGGUCGCUACCCUCCAACGAGACCCCUCAGCACAGACCACAGUGGCGGCAACGAACCUUCAUCCCCUCCAUCGCCAGCCCUGGCAACGACGAAACGCGAAACCCACCCUGUCGACGAAACCACGCGAAUCCUCAUCGCCGUAACUUCGGUCUGGGUGUCCCUUCGUCAUGGCCAAGGCUGGGCCUCUACCCCGUCGCCGCCGGCUUCUGCCAGCUCCCGCCCCGUGCACUCGCGCACCGUAAGUGGUAACAGCUUGUGCCAGACCCGAGCCUCAACCUUUCCGGUGACGUCAACAGAAAUGAGCCAGAUCACCUCACCACCUCUGGCGCAGCAGCAGGUCAUGGCCCAGCUGGCACCAGUGAUGCCCAAAAGGACAUUUUCAUCUGGCGCGGCCUUCAUGCACCGGCGACAGACCAAACUUGAAGGCGAGGCCGUCACGACCGACCAUGCCGCCUUUGCGGACGAUAUGGGCAAACUUGAGAAGGUACUCGAGCCCGUACCUAUGAAGAGGACGUUGUCAAGGAGAAUCCGCGACUGGGGUCACCGCUUGACAUCGCGGAAGACAGCAGCUGCUUGAAAAACAGAAACCGCAAAAGACAAGAAAUACGGAAACAGUACAUAGGAAACCGCGCGCAUAGACGCAGAAACAGGACCCAAAGUGGGCAGACCCCCAGCACACCAUUUGUAGCUGUAUUAUUAUCCCCAAGCAUAGGUAUACCCAGAUAUUCAAUUUUUCAAAACUAUUC